AGCCAUAGACAAAAAAGUUCUACUGAUUUGACGUUUCCGUUCAUAUUUCUUUUUCUUUCGGCCAUUUUCGCCGAAAGUACGGUGUUCCGUUGAGGUCGCGUAUCUAUUCGUGGCCUUUAGAUCACUGAAUUAAAACAAAGUCAAGAUGGUGCAGAAGAAGCCCAAGAAGAAGGUAGGCAAGAAGGUAGCCGCCGCUCCUUUAGUGGUCAAGAAAGUUGAACCCAAAAAGAUUGUCAACCCUCUCUUCGAGAAGAGGUCCAGGAAUUUCGCUAUCGGUCAGGACAUCCAGCCCACCCGUGACCUGUCCCGCUUUGUCCGAUGGCCCAAGUACAUCCGCAUCCAGCGCCAGAAGGCCGUGCUCCAGCGCAGGCUCAAGGUGCCCCCACCAAUCAACCAGUUCACCCAGACCCUUGACAAGACCACAGCUAAGGGCCUCUUCAAAAUCUUGGAGAAAUACAGGCCUGAGACUGAAGCUGUCAGGAAAGAGCGCCUGAGGAAGGCUGCUGAGGCUAAGGUUGCCAAGAAGGAUGACCCUCCACCAAAGAGGCCCAACACCAUCCGCGCCGGCACCAACACCGUCACCAAGCUGGUGGAGAAGAAGAAGGCACAGCUGGUCGUCAUCGCCCACGACGUCGACCCUAUUGAGCUGGUCCUCUUCCUGCCCGCUCUGUGCCGCAAGAUGGGAGUCCCAUACUGCAUCGUGAAGGGCAAGUCCCGCCUGGGAGCCCUGGUCCACCGCAAGACCUGCACCUGUGUCGCGCUCACUAACGUGGAGUCUGGCGACCGUGCCGCCUUCUCGAAGGUGGUGGAGGCCAUCAAGACGAACUUCAACGAGCGGUACGACGAGCUCCGCAAGCACUGGGGCGGCGGCGUGCUCGGCAACAAGUCCAACGCGCGCAUUGCCAAGCUGGAGAAGGCGAAACAGCGCGAGAUCGCGCAGAAGCAGGGUUGAGGGACGAAUAAAGAGUAAAAUAUAA
Messenger RNA from Plutella xylostella (diamondback moth), 977 nucleotides. RefSeq names its product ribosomal protein L7A (gene RpL7A). Gene Ontology annotation, biological process: ribosome biogenesis. The record is from RefSeq and is a predicted model, not a curated record. Gene Ontology annotation, cellular component: ribonucleoprotein complex. Gene Ontology annotation, molecular function: RNA binding. Lineage: Eukaryota; Metazoa; Arthropoda; Insecta; Lepidoptera; Plutellidae.